AUGAGCUACCCCUUGGCCCUGGACAUGGACGUCAUCGUCAACUACAACCUGGAGUACCUGGAACUAGGAAACUACAGCGACAGCACGGACACCGCCCCCGUGGAGAGCCACAUCUGCGCGGCGGCCGAGGGGCCCCUGCUGACCUCCUUCAAGGCCGUGUUCAUGCCCGUGGCCUACGGCCUGGUCUUCCUGCUGGGGCUGGCGGGCAACAUCCUGGUGCUGGCCGUGCUGGAGCGGCACCGGCACACACGCAGCUCCACCGAGACCUUCCUGUUCCACCUGGCGGCCGCCGACCUGCUGCUGGUGCUCAUCCUGCCCUUCGCCGUGGCUGAGGGCUCAGUGGGCUGGGUCCUGGGCGCCGUCCCCUGCAAGGCCGUGAUCGCGCUGCACAAGGUCAACUUCUACUGCAGCAGCCUGCUGCUGGCCUGCGUGGCCGUGGACCGCUACCUGGCCAUCGUGCUGGCCGUGCACGCCUACCGCCGCCGCCGCCGCCUCUCCGUGCACGCCACCUGCGGCGCCGUGUGGCUGGCCGGCUGCCUCCUGGCCCUGCCCGAGCUGCUGUUCGCCAAGGUCAGCCAGCCCGCGCACAACGCCUCGCUGCCGCUCUGCACCUUCUCCCAGGAGAGCCGCGCCGAGGCCCGCGCCUGGUUCACCGCCCGCUUCCUCUACCACUUCGGCGGCUUCCUGCUGCCCAUGCUGGUGAUGGGCUGGUGCUACGCGGGCGUGGUGCGCAGGCUGUGCCAGGCCCAGCGGCGCCCGCAGCGCCAGAAGGCGGUCAGGGUGGCCAUCCUGGUGACCAGCGUCUUCUUCCUCUGCUGGUCGCCCUACCACGUGGCCAUCUUCCUGGACACCCUGGCCCGGCUGCAGGCCGUGGGCGACAGCUGCGCGCUGCACCGCUACCUGAGCGUGGCCAUCACGGGGGGCGAGUUCCUGGGCCUGGCCCACUGCUGCCUCAACCCCGUCCUCUACACCUUCGCGGGCGUCAAGUUCCGCAGCGACCUGUCGCGGGUGCUGGCCAAGCUGGGCUGCGCCGGGCCCUCCGGCCUCUGCCAGCUGCUGCCCGCCUGGCGCAGGAGCAGCCUCUCCGAGUCCGAGAACGCCACCUCCCUCACCACCUUCUAG
Pipistrellus nathusii (Nathusius's pipistrelle) is the source of this 1122-nucleotide messenger RNA. The record is from the annotation of a GenBank genome assembly. Lineage: Eukaryota; Metazoa; Chordata; Mammalia; Chiroptera; Vespertilionidae.